AGAGCUGUUGUUUUCUUGCAUUCCUUGCUGUCUUGGUGUGUGACAACAUUUGUGUUCGGGCUCACGUCUCUAGCUUGAUUUGGCACUAGGACCAGCAUAGGACCAUCAAUGAAUGUCUAUUCAACUUGCUUUGACUAAUGUGGUUCUAGCUGUACCUUGAUUUGCCUUGUUUGCAGCCACCUAUAGCUCCACAAAUUAUCUACUACAUCACGGGGUUGUGCUUGUGUAACCAUUUGUGUUGUUCUUGCUGGCUGCCGACACCUCCUGCCUUGCUUGGUAAGAACAUGUAAGAACUUGAAUGGCUAAGUGUGAGUGAACAUAUAGUGUGCCACCACCUAUUUCCUUUAGUUGGUAGGCAACUUCUUGUGACUUUGUUUGCUGCAAGCUAACCAUGGCAGGUGUAGGGAGUGAGGAUGAGGAUGGUGGAGGUCUGCUUACACCUCGCACCAAAGGCAUUGUACAGCAUUUUCAAAAGCAAGUGAGGGAGUACACCCUUGGAAUUGAUAAUGAUUUGCAGGUGAUAAAUGAGAAGAUUGGGCAAAUGGAGGCCGCACAGAUUUCCAACAACACCAAGCUUGCAGGUUUGGAGACGACGGUUGCUCGCGUGGACAAGAGUCUCGCUGCUCUUCUAAGGCGCUUUGAUGAGCUCCACGCGAAGACGAAUGAUCAGCAUAGAGGACGUGGCGAAGAGGAUGAGGACGGCGCAAAAAAUUCAGGUGCUGAUUAUGCUGCUGACACCGAAGUUGAGGAUCGAGGCCAGCGACAUCUACGUCGUAACCGUCGAGGUAUGGGUGGACAACGUCCACAUGAGGUACAUAACAAUGACAUUGCUUUCAGUAAGAUAAAAUUUAAGAUACCCUCUUUUGAUGGUAAAUAUGAUCCAGAUGCUUAUCUUACUUGGGAGAUGGCUGUUGAACAAAAAUUUACUUGUCAUGAUUUUCCUGAAAAUGCAUGUGUUAGGGCUGCAACUAGUGAAUUCACUGAUUUUGCUUCCGUUUGGUGG
Messenger RNA from Panicum virgatum (switchgrass), 1003 nucleotides. RefSeq lists its product as uncharacterized. NCBI's taxonomy places the organism in Eukaryota, Viridiplantae, Streptophyta, Magnoliopsida, Poales, Poaceae. The transcript has a single exon. The record is from RefSeq and is a predicted model, not a curated record. The annotation marks the transcript as partial.